Triplophysa dalaica is the source of this 1150-nucleotide messenger RNA. RefSeq names its product Sp6 transcription factor (gene sp6). The record is from RefSeq and is a predicted model, not a curated record. Lineage: Eukaryota; Metazoa; Chordata; Actinopteri; Cypriniformes; Nemacheilidae. Gene Ontology annotation, molecular function: DNA-binding transcription factor activity, RNA polymerase II-specific; RNA polymerase II cis-regulatory region sequence-specific DNA binding. Gene Ontology annotation, biological process: regulation of transcription by RNA polymerase II. The transcript has 2 exons. Bases 128 to 931 code for a protein of 267 amino acids.
CUUGUGUUGUGUUGUCACAGCAUCAGGAGACGUUGAGCAGGUUCAGACAGCGAUAUCGCAUUCCCCGCCCCAACCAUGUGGUGAUACUGUCAGCUUCUCCUCGCAGACACAGGAUACACAAAGCAUUAUGACGCACCCCUACGACCCCUGGCUCCGCGCCGGACCCCCUCCCGAUGAGGUGAGCAUGUCCAGCUGGUGGGACGUGCCCGCUGGAGGCUGGAUGGAUCUGCAGGGGACAGCAGGACAGGGGGGCUCCUACACCCCCGACCCUCAGAUGUGCUGCCUGCCUCCGUCAAGCUCCGCCCAUUCCACCAUGCACUACCCCACGGAGGGAUUUAAGAUUGAGCCGUUGACGCAGGAGCUGCUUCCGGUCCCGCACGCGUCAUCCUCCUAUGGCUCAGACGAGCAGCAGGACGCCGCCGGCGCGUCGCCUCGGCCCAAAUCCCAGCGGAGGUCCGGCGGUCGCACACCCAGUCAGGCGUCCUGCCGCUGUCCCAACUGCUUGAGCGCCGAGUCUCUGGGAAGCGAUGGCAAACGCAAGCACCUGCACAACUGCCACAUCCCCGGCUGCGGGAAAGCUUAUGUGAAGACGUCGCACCUGAAAGCGCACCUGCGCUGGCACAGCGGUGACCGACCCUUUGUGUGCAACUGGCUGUUCUGUGGCAAGCGCUUCACCAGAUCGGAUGAGCUCCAGCGCCACCUGCAGACGCACACCGGUGCCAAGCGCUUUGGCUGCAGCUCGUGCCCGCGAGUCUUUCUGCGUGCCGAUCACCUCGCUAAGCACAUGCGCGUACACGAGUCGCCGGGUCAACCAGCUGAAGAGACUCGCACGGAGACGCCGGUACCUGCGACCGCCAGCAGCGCAGUAGUGCUCCGGGUGAAAACCGAAUCUGGAAACGGCGAAGACGAUGCGGCGGUUCUCAACAGCUAACUGCACAUCACUUAAUCACACACAACACAAUGCUUUUGUAACUUCCCUUUUAUUUAUAAUUGUACAUUGUGUUUUAUAUUCUAUGUCCUUUAACUUAAAUAUAUUGUGUGUAACUGAAGAUUUGUAAUUAGUUUGAUAGAAUGAUAAAUUCUUCAUGCAUGCCAUGCUAUAUUCCAGCAAGAACACGUCAGUCUGACAAUAAACAGACAGAUCAACUCC